This is a messenger RNA of Hermetia illucens (black soldier fly), 1433 nucleotides long. RefSeq lists its product as uncharacterized. NCBI's taxonomy places the organism in Eukaryota, Metazoa, Arthropoda, Insecta, Diptera, Stratiomyidae. Gene Ontology annotation, molecular function: chitin binding. The coding region runs from base 286 to 1182 and encodes 298 amino acids. The record is from RefSeq and is a predicted model, not a curated record. The transcript has 4 exons. Gene Ontology annotation, cellular component: extracellular region.
AAAUUACUAUGGAAAGCUGUUCAUUUCGGAGUUCGAUUUGUCUUGGUUUGGACAGUGUCUAGUGACUUAGUGGACAGAAAAAUCAUCCAUUCCGUAAUAUCAAGCAUUCAUUCCUUUCAUAAAUUUUACUGAGAAAUAUUACGCAUUCGUGAACUAUUAGGUCCAAUAUCGAAUAAACUGUGUUCGCGGUUGUGGAGUGAACUUUGUGCAAGAAACCAAACUAAGUGGAUUAUAUCACGCGAGUUCAUUAAUUUGGAAUAAAGUUAUAAAGAAGAUCCUGACGAGAUGCGAAUCAAUUUGUUUAUCAUUACACUGGCAGGAUUCCUACUAUGCUUGGCACAAGCACAAAACAAGCCAAGCCCUUUCUCACAGAACUAUGAAGAAGCUGAAUAUGAAACUGAAGCACAAACCCCGGUUGAAUACCGUACGAAACUUUAUAACUACGAACAGGAAGAAGAGACCGAUGACCGAACAUAUAGACGAGAAUCUCAGUUACCAAACCUAAAGAAAAGUGUAGGCGGGGGCAAAAAACGGCCAGGAGAAGAAGAAAUCGAAGAGGAGGAAGAGAAGCCCGAUAGACUAACCCUUCUUCUGGAGCAAUCUCGCUUCGCUUGCGAUGGAAAAACAACAGGAUAUUAUGCAGAUGAAACGCUCAAUUGUGAAGUCUUCCAUUACUGCCAAGACAAUCAACGCCACUCUUGGAUUUGUCCCGAAGGAUUCACAUUCCAUCAAGUUCAUCUAAUUUGUAUGCCACCUACCGGAGAAAAUAUCUGUGAUCAAUCAUCGAAAUAUCACAUUGUCAACGAAUAUUUGUAUAAACCAAUCAAUGUUGCCGAACAUGAAACCAAACCAAACGUUAGUCUCAAAUAUUCAGAAAGAUACUAUCCAGAGAACUUCUACCAAGACGGUCGCCAAGAUUAUGAAGAAGAGGCACCACAACAACACUACCAGCGAACACCAAUACAGGUAGGCUUCAACAGCGCACAAAGGAAAGUAGCAACUCCAACCCCAGCACCGCAAAUAAGCGCCGCUCCAUACCGAUUCUCCACACAACCACCCCAGCAGCAAGUUUACCGGUCACCUGAGGAGAUAAAUAUUUCACUGCAACAGCGAAGACCACAAAUUUAUUUGGCCUCACCAACGCCUAAGUAUACAGAGACCGAUUACGGUUUUGAACAGUAGUUUUGGCAUUAUAAACAGGAAAACAUGUUUUCUAAAAUAUUACAGUCACAAAAGCUUCUAAUUUACAAAUAUUCGUUAAAAUAUGGUCUAGUUUUAAGCUUCUUUUUCCAGUCCUGAUUCUAUGUGUACCUAUUUAUUAUAUUCUCCCUACGGACUAUAAUACGCGAACAAACAUGACAGCAAAAUUAUUUUCCUUUUUUGACUUCAGGAUAGUCAUUGUGAUAGGUUAAGAUACACAAAUAAAGUAUGUA